Molecule: messenger RNA, 819 nt
Organism: Cucumis melo (muskmelon)
Lineage: Eukaryota; Viridiplantae; Streptophyta; Magnoliopsida; Cucurbitales; Cucurbitaceae
Product: FCS-Like Zinc finger 15-like
Exons: 2
Coding region: 149-580 (143 amino acids)
Source: RefSeq, a predicted model, not a curated record
CCUUUUUUUUUCUUUUUAAAUCCUCUAUUUUUCAUUUUCCUCCACCACAACCCAACAAUCAACAACAACAACCACAAACAAACAACUUCAAAUAUUCAAAAACAUCCAUCCUCUGCUCCGCCACCCACCGCCUUAUAGAAAAUGAGACAUGGUAGGACUCAGUGUAAUCUUAGAAACUCGGAAACUCGACGUCGUCACUGACUCGACUCGUCAGGUCAUUGACAAAACUACUCUUAUCAUGAUUAACAACAACCACAACAACCGCCAUCGCCACCACUCUGUUUCUUCUUCUUCUUCUUCUUCUUCUAAAACUCCAAGAUUUCUGGAACGAUGCUUUCUGUGCGCCCAGAAGCUUCUCCCCGGAAAAGACAUCUAUAUGUACCAAGGGGACAAGGGUUUCUGCAGUGAAGAGUGCAGAUGCCGGCAGAUUUUCAUGGACGAAGAAGAAACAAUGUUAGAUGCCGGAAACUGCUCGUUCGUCGCCGCCAUUAACCCACAAACCACCCCUACUUCUCCCUCUCCUCCACCUUCUCGCCUCCCUAAACCCACCAAAAACCACUCCCCAGGUUUUGCUUACUGAUCCUCGUCAAACCAUAAAUCGUCUUUCUUUUUUGUAAUUUUCAGCUGUGAAUUUAUUUCUCGGGUUUCUUAUUUAUUUUUAUUUUUUUCUUUUUGGGUGGGUGGGGUUUUGAUCUCUGAAGAUGAAACCUAGGAGAAGAAGAAGAAGGAUGUUCUUUUUUUUUUUUUUUCUUUUUUAAAAGAUUUAAUUAGCCAAAAGACUUCUAUAGAUAUAUUAAGACAAAAGGUGGAUAUUGUGUA